Molecule: messenger RNA, 3455 nt
Organism: Misgurnus anguillicaudatus (oriental weatherfish)
Lineage: Eukaryota; Metazoa; Chordata; Actinopteri; Cypriniformes; Cobitidae
Gene: suox
Product: sulfite oxidase
Biological process (GO): sulfur compound metabolic process
Cellular component (GO): mitochondrion
Molecular function (GO): sulfite oxidase activity; molybdenum ion binding; heme binding
Source: RefSeq, a predicted model, not a curated record
CAACGCGCAGACCCCAUGGAUUAUGACGUCACAGCACCGCGAGAGCGACUCGAGAGUUGUGCAUGGCGUUUUCUGCUUCUACUGGAACUGCAGUUUAACAACAAGGGUGCCAUGCAGCACAUCAGGCAUUGCCAAAGUUUCCUUAUCAGGAGUAAAAGUUUGAAGUUUUCGAACAGUGUUGUCGCAUCAGUAUCUGUUUGGGAUGGGCGUCUCUCUCACCGUUGGCAGAGUUCUGGAAGUCAUCAGCGGCAGGAAUCUCACAAUGAAAGAAUCUCAAAGUACAGAUUUGCUCUGGCAGGACUGUUGGCAGGUGCUGGAGCGGUCCUCGCAUAUAAUCUCCGUGAUGGCAAGCCGGAGCGUGCGGACACCUCGGGACAGCUAACGGUACCCGAGACCUCUUCUUUUCCGGUUUACAGCCUAGAAGAAGUAUCAAAGCAUCGUUCCCUUGACCACGGCGUGUGGGUCACCUAUAAAGGUGAAGUCUUUGAUAUCACAGAUUUUGUAGCCCUGCACCCUGGCGGUGACAAAAUACUUCUGGCUGCAGGCGGAGCUCUCGAACCCUACUGGGCUUUAUAUGCGGUUCAUCAGCAAGACCAGAUUGUGAACAUCCUCUCUGAAUAUAAAAUCGGCGUGCUUAAUACAGAGAGUUACAGAGAGCAAGAGAAGGCCAACUCUUCAGACCCUUACUGUGCCGAGCCCACGCGUCACCCCGCGCUUCAGAUCAACAGUCUGAAACCUUUCAACGCUGAACCCCCUGCUUCUAUACUGACAGACAAUUACAUCACCCCCUCCGCCAUAUUUUUUAAGCGUAAUCAUCUUCCUGUGCCAAAGGUGGAUCCUGAAACGUACAAGUUGGAGAUCGAGGGUCUUCCCGGUGGAGUCGUUGCACUGACGCUGAAUGAGCUCAAGUCUCGUUUUCCUAAACACACGAUUACAGCGACGCUUCAGUGUGCCGGUAACCGUCGCUCUGACAUGAACAAAGUCAAGCAUGUCAAAGGACUCAAUUGGGGCGUGGCAGCGAUAGGUAAUGCUACGUGGUCGGGUGCGCGUCUGAGGGAUGUGCUCCUGUAUUAUGGCUUUGGACCGGAGGUUACGACAAAGGCUCGACACGUUCAGUUUGAAGGGCUAGACCGAGAUGUGACGGGUGUGGCAUACGGCGCGUCUAUACCACUCAACAAGGCGCUGAGUGAAGAAGGUGAUGUUAUUAUUGCGUAUGAAAUGAACGGGGAGGACCUCCCCGCCGAUCACGGCUACCCUGCUCGAGUGAUCGCACCUGGAAUUGUUGGAGCACGUAAUGUCAAAUGGUUGGGAAAGAUUGUUGUAAGUGAUGAAGAAAGCGAGAGUCACUGGCAGCAAAAUGACUACAAAGGCUUUUCUCCAAGUACUGACUGGGACACCGUAGACUUUAAAUCAGCUCCAGCCAUCCAGGAACUCCCCGUACAGUCAGCUAUCACUCAUCCGGCUGAGGGAGUGUCUGUAGACCCCAGUGCCGGUGAGGUGACUGUUAAAGGAUACGCAUGGAGUGGUGGAGGACGGGAGGUUGUCAGAGUAGAUGUCUCAGUAGAUGGUGGAAACACAUGGCAUGUAGCUAAACUCAGGAGCGGUGAUGAGGAGCAGAAGGACACUGCGCUCCCACCUCCUCCACCAGGAAGAGCCUGGGCUUGGAAGUUAUGGGAGCUCGACAUCCCGCUGCCUGAUAAGGCCACGGAGCUGGAGAUUGUUUGCAAAGCAGUGGACAGUAGUUACAAUGUACAACCGGACAGUGUUGCCCCAAUCUGGAACUUAAGAGGUGUGCUUAGUAACGCGUGGCAUCGGGUAAAAGUCAAAGUGAGUGAUAAACAUUAAAUGAAGUAUUAAAAAAUGGGAAAACCUCUUAUAUCGGACUUCUCGGUUCUUUAGUGCUGAUUGAUCUUCAACUUGGUGCUUUCGUGCAAAGUUUUUUUUUAUAUACGAUUGCACCUUUGAGUAGGAAUAAUAAAUGCUUUCUUAAUGCAUAAUGACAUAUUACUAAAGUCAUCUCAGAGUAUUACCUUGACAAUAAAUUAUACUUUGCCGUACCUCAGUAUAGACGGUUUCAUGGUAUGCACGCGCGUUGUUGCGGUUACGCUUCUGGAGCGAACUUAACUUCCGGUCUCUGUUUGUUAGUGGCUAAACUGAAAUCUGGAACAAAUACCUCGUAGAUUAUACAUACAAUGUUGUUUAUUUAGCUUGUUAUCAGAAAUAAAUUACUCUGUUGUUAUUGAUUCCUUGCAGAGUUUACCAGAAGUUACGUUUGUUCCAUGAAAGCCGUUUGUUUAUGUUAUUACUGCUGAAACCGUCUAAACAUAAAGUAAGACACAUAGGACCCUGAACCACCAGAGGGCGCCCUUGCUCACUAACUUAAUUGAAGUAGCGUGGCAUUAUAUAGAGUAAAUUUGCCCUGCGUUCCAGUUAGUUUUUUAUGACCUUCCCUCAGUCUCGUUUACUCGGAUGUACGUCAUUGCUUACGUUGUACGAGUGCCCACUACUGACGGAACACUUGAAGUGGGUUAAAAAAAGAAACGCCCUAAGCCCUUGAUCACAUGGAAAAUGGAGACCGCCCCCUCCUCGGUCAAAAUCGAGGAAGCGAGGGUCUGUCCAUAUAAACUUCCCUCGUUCGCCUGACGAAGUGGAACACAUUUCAAAAUGGCGACAGGGAUUCCCCCGAGGGGAACUUCCGAGGGGAAGUUCACGAGUGCAUGUCUAGAACUGGAGUGGAACGCAGCCAUGAUGGUAAAUAAAGUUUUUAAUACUUUAACAUUUAUUUGAUUACUUUUUGGGACUUGGACCAGUGCGGCAGGUAUAAGGUGUAUUGGUCUUCAUGUGGCAUACAGUAUAGGAUCAGUACCAUGAGAGUGACACAGAUGUGUUUAAAUGUAUAGGAAAUACAAAACUGUUUGUCAUGCAAGCUGAAUUGUGUCAGUGUUUUAAAAGCACUAUAUGUCAUCAUUGCCACUAGAGGUUGCAAAACCUGAUGACGCUGUGAAGAAGCAGAGAUUGAUGGGAGUCUUUACCUCCACCUCUGCCAAUGAAAAUCCUUCCAACAGGACUCACAAAUAAUGUUUAUGGAUGAUGUCAUGAAAUGAAGUUUUAUAAAGUAUUUUUUUUGUUAUAAUGUGAGCCAACAGAGUAGCAUGCUAGACACAAUAACAACUACUUUCAGAUUUUUGAAUGUGUGCCAUGUGUUCCUGACACAAGUAAUUUGACAGUAAUGCUGUUAAAUGGUUCUUGUGAUACAUUGACUUUGAAAUGUGAAAAACUUACAUAUUGUGCCUUUUAAAGCCAUGCCCAUUAGUGUCAACUUUGCAUAUAUAGAAAAUUUUUGUUGUUCAUAAGUUAUUUUCUUUGAUAAUGUUUUGUUUUGAUUUUAUAAAAUUAGCAGGGCACCUUGUAUACUGAAUACCAUUAUAAUAAAUACUAAUGUUUAUAAAAAUCAA